Messenger RNA from Jatropha curcas, 1670 nucleotides. RefSeq names its product nuclear transcription factor Y subunit C-3. The record is from RefSeq and is a predicted model, not a curated record. Gene Ontology annotation, molecular function: RNA polymerase II cis-regulatory region sequence-specific DNA binding; protein heterodimerization activity; DNA-binding transcription factor activity, RNA polymerase II-specific. Gene Ontology annotation, cellular component: nucleus. Gene Ontology annotation, biological process: regulation of transcription by RNA polymerase II. NCBI's taxonomy places the organism in Eukaryota, Viridiplantae, Streptophyta, Magnoliopsida, Malpighiales, Euphorbiaceae.
AAAGCUAAUUCUUUGCUGGUUUUAAUUUUGCUUUGCUCGAAUAGAGUUGUAGAAAUUAAUUAGCCGAAUAGGAACCCGAAAUCCGUGCCUUUUCUUGUUGUUAUUGGAGAUUUUUUUAAAAAAUUUUUGUAUUUGUUUUCCAAAGCGUCGAAAAAGGACAGUUUUAGAAAUUAUCUGUCGUUUAUCUUAAUUUAGUGUUGUGUUUGUCUUGCGGAUCUCACACGCAUGUUCCGUAGAAUAAACUCCUGUGACGUUACUAUUUAGGAUCUAGACAGGGUGAAUUUCCAAGGUUUUGUUUGUUUCUUUUACUAGGUAUAAGGAAUAUGAUUUCUGUCGUCGUUGGUAAUGAAUAUCACAUGAAAAAUAAGGACUUGAUUGGAAAUUUUAAUUCCAGAAUAUAGCAUAUUUGCGGAGGAAUUAUGUUUUGAAAGAUUUUCUUCAUCGACUUUCUUUGUUAUUACUACUGUUAUUCGAUUUCUCUCAUAAUUUUUAGCUAGCUUUCUAUCUUUGCUGUUUGUAAACUCAAUCUUCGGAGAACCAGUGGCUUAAUCGCUAAUUUUCCAUUAAAGAAGUGUCGGCCAACACACCGGUAUGGAUCAGCAAGGGCAAGGGCAAGGGCAAGGGCAUGGGCAGCCUUCUGUGGCAGGUAGAAAUACAGCUCCAGUUCCAUAUGGUAUAUCACCAUACCAAUCUAACAAGAUGAUGGGACCUCCUGCUGGAUCGAUUCAAUCUGCUACUCAGCCAACAGGAGUCGCAGCAUCUCAAUCUCAGCUUGCUGAACACCAACUUGUUUAUCAGCAUAUCCACCAGCAACAGCAACAGCAGUUGCAGCAACAACUCCAAUCCUUUUGGACAAAUCAGUACCAAGAAAUUGAGCAGACUGCGGAUUUUAAGAAUCAUAGCUUGCCAUUGGCUAGGAUUAAAAAGAUUAUGAAGGCAGAUGAAGAUGUAAGAAUGAUAUCAGCUGAAGCUCCAGUCAUAUUUGCAAGGGCAUGUGAGAUGUUCAUUCUCGAAUUGACAUUGCGGUCUUGGAAUCACACAGAGGAAAACAAAAGGAGGACGCUUCAAAAGAAUGAUAUUGCUGCAGCAAUUACAAGGACUGAUAUUUUUGAUUUUCUAGUGGAUAUUGUGCCAAGAGAGGAUUUGAAGGAUGAAGUGCUACCAUCGGUCACGAGAGGAAGUCUUCCUGUUGGAGGCCCAGCUGAUGCUAUGCCUUACUAUUACAUGUCACCUCAACUUGCACCACAAGUUCCUGUUCCAGGGAUGCCGAUGGGUAAGCCCAUGAUGGAUCAAAACUUUUACAGUCCACAAUCUCGCCCUUAUGUCGGACAACCAAUUUGGCCACAACAGCAGCAGCCACCUGCAGAUUCUUGAAUGAAGCAUGCAGUUGAUUCAGUUAAAACUUGAAGAAUUAGGAGUAGAUUGACUGCGUUAGAUUUCAAGUUGAACUUUAAAGCGACUAAAAAUUAGUCUUAUGAAUCAAAAAACAUCUUUUGCGUCACUUAAAAGGUUGGUCAUAAGACUUUAGAAUUUUUUUUUUGUCAACAAGUAUGUGGAUUCAGAUAUUGUAGAUAAUUGUAUGGAUAAAAAAACUAAGAUUCCAUGAUUGUUUGUGUAGUUCAAUUAAUUUUAUUUUAUGAAUGCAUUCAAUCAUCUCUCUUUAUAGACCA